AUGGUUUCCAUGGAAUCUAACUUAAUCACAGUGACGAUAGUGUCCGUACCGGAUCCGGUCCCGGAUCAGGUGGUGGAGGCGGCGCUUACUGCGUUUGGACCUGUGACUAAGGUUACAGGGGAAACCUUCCCGCAGAAAGAGUUGGAAGGCAUCGAAACGGUUCAAGAGGGUACCAGCGGUUGUUCCGCGGCAGUUGCUCGUUCAUCUGUUCCGGGUGCGGAGUGCGGCAACUGUGAUACCGCCCCCGUGGGUGAUUCCUUCGCUCCUGCUGUCGAGCAGGUAAACACUGUAGACGACGACAGCGUAAGUGUCGCGUCUUCCGAGCUCGAUAGGUUGGUAAUCGACCUGGAGGCAGGUGCUGUGAUGCCUGGCACGCCUGGCUGUAAACGGAAGCAUGACUCCUCGGACGAGUCUUCUGAUGAAGUGGGAGACGCCCCCAUCGUUGCUGACGAAACAUCGGCUCCUGAUUCCAAGCUCAAGCCCGAUGCCAACGAAAUCACGGAUUCCGGUAAACGCCGAGCAUCCCUGCUAAGCUUAUGUGGUGAAGAGGUCUACGACACAUUGAGGUCGCUCCUGGUUCCACGACGUCCUUCUGAGGUGUCCCAAGCUGACAUAGUCAAAGUUCUUACUGAGCACUACAACCCGAGACCUUCAGAGCUACUUGCAAGAUGCAUUUUCUACAAGCGGGACCAAUGGCCCACGGAAUCGAUUGCAGAUUACGUGGCAGCGUUGCGCGCGCUGGCCAAAGACUGCAAUUUUGGUACUUCACCACCACCAACGCCCGAGUCUGCUGCUUUGGACGCCGGAGAGCAGACACAUACGACAGGUGCAACAACAACUUCCGGUACAACGACUUCCACUGUUUUACCACUGGACAUUAUGCUACGCGAUAGAUUCGUUUGCGGCGUGGCUGAUUCCCAUUUACAACGACGACUCUUGGCAGAGAGAGGAGGCAUCACUUUUCAACAGGCACUGCAAAUCGCAUUAACGGCAGAAACGGCACUGCGUGAGCGGACGCAGCUUCGACGAGAAUGUCUAGACACUAAGGUGCACAAGAUGUCAGCGACAACGUCGUCCAAGACAAAGAAAGCAAAGAAUAAGAAGAUCGCUUGUUACAGAUGCGGAGGUGAGCAUCGCAUGCCAGACUGCACUUUUCCGGACUCUAUUGUGUGCAAUUUUUGCCACAAAAAGGGUCAUAUGGAACGAGUUAGUUUCUCGAAGAAGAAACGUACAAAGAAAGGCGGACAGGCCAAGCAAGUAGCGCUACAGGACACUCAUGAUCUGUCAGGAGACGACAAUUCCGAAACAUUGUAUACAUUGUACAAUAUGCGUGGGAAAUCGAGCACACCUACGUUUGCGGUUACCGUUCACCUGAAUGAUCAACCACUACGCAUGGAAGUGGAUUCGGGCGCUACGUUCUCCAUCAUAAGCGAGAAGACAUUUAAUAAGCUCUGGCCUGCAGGUCAAAGUCAGCCCAUACUUGUGCAGGACGACUUGCACCUCCGAACUUGGUCAGGUCACAAACUAAGCGUUCUUGGGAAGACAACGGUAGAAGCAAGGUUGAAGGAUAAACGCGCCAAGGUCCUUGUCAGAGUAAUAGAGGGUUCAGGCACAAGCCUACUGGGUAGAGAUUGGUUUAAGCCUCUUGGCAUACAACUGGCUGGAAUCCAUAACAUGAAGUGUGAGUCAUUGGCACAGCUACUGGAAGAGUUUUCGUCGGUUUUUGAUACAACUCUAAAUGGACACAUUGGACCUCCAGUGCAUAUUGACCUAAAGUCAAAUGCCGUCCCUCGCUUCUUGAAGAGCCGUCCUGUGCCUUUUGCAUUACGAGAUGCGGUUAUCCGUGAACUGGAUCGUCUUCAAGAUCAAGGCAUUAUUGAGCCAACACAAUCUUCAGCGUGGGCAACACCAAUAGUCGUGCUGCGCAAGAAAGACGGUUCAUUACGCCUGUGUGGCGAUUACCGUAGCACAGUAAACGUUUCAGUGGCUACGAGCGCGUAUCCUUUGCCAACCGCAACGGAGAUACUUAGUAGCCUAAAAGGUGGCUCCGUAUUCUCCAAGAUCGACUUAGCCCAAGCAUAUCAACAGCUUCUGUUGGACCAAGAAUCAUCGCAUCUUUUGUGCAUUAACACAAUCAAAGGACUUUACAGAUUACGACGCCUUCCGUUUGGAGUGUCCGUAGCACCAACCUUGUUCCAGCGAUUCAUGGACAAUCUGCUGGCUGGACUUUCAGGAGUUAAUGUUUAUCUCGAUGAUAUUCUCAUAUGCGGAAAGGAUCCAAAGGAGCACCUUUAA
Ornithodoros turicata is the source of this 2295-nucleotide messenger RNA. RefSeq lists its product as uncharacterized. The record is from RefSeq and is a predicted model, not a curated record. Gene Ontology annotation, molecular function: aspartic-type endopeptidase activity. The transcript has 3 exons. Gene Ontology annotation, biological process: proteolysis. The coding region runs from base 1 to 2295 and encodes 764 amino acids. Lineage: Eukaryota; Metazoa; Arthropoda; Arachnida; Ixodida; Argasidae.